UGUCCACCUGGAAACUCAUUAUAUUAGCAUUUGCAUGAACUUUUCCCAUUCACUGCACAGAUCAAAAUCCUAUACUAUAUAAGUUUUCUCCUCCACUUAGUUCCAUCAGAGCCUUUUCUACUGUAGUUUCUUGGUGUCCAAACAAAACCCAACUUAGAGUUGAUAGAAAUCACUUUCCGAGGAGUCAUCAGAGACCUGUUAGAUUGUUUGAGAUCAGAAUGACUUCUAAAGGGCAGCAGCAGUUUCCUCCUCAGAAACAGGAUGCGCAGCCUGGAAAAGAACAUGUCAUGAAUCCUAUCCCUCAGUUCACCAACCCUGAUUACAAGCCUUCUAACAAACUUCAAGGGAAGGUGGCUUUAGUUACUGGAGGUGAUUCUGGGAUUGGCCGAGCCGUUUGCCUCUGCUUUGUCCGAGAUGGUGCAACCGUGGCGUUUACCUAUGUGAAGUCUCAGGAGGACAAGGAUGCAGAGGACACUCUGGAGAUGCUGAGAAAGGAUAAGACGCCAGAUGCAAAGGACCCUAUGGCUAUAUCUGCUGAUUUGGGGUUUGAUAAGAACUGCAAAAAGGUUGUUGAUGAGGUGGUGAACGCAUAUGGUCGGAUUGAUAUUCUGGUUAACAAUGCAGCAGAACAGUACAAGGCAAGCAGUGUGGAGGAGAUAGAUGAGGAGAGGCUUGAAAGGGUGUUUAGGACUAAUAUCUUUUCUUACUUCUUCAUGGCCGGGCAUGCUUUGAAGCACAUGAAGGAAGGCAGUUCCAUAAUAAACACAACAUCGGUAAAUGCAUAUAAAGGCAAUGAUAAGCUACUUGAUUACACAGCAACCAAGGGUGCCAUUGUGGCUUUCACUAGAGCCCUUUCACUACAGCUUGUGAACAAAGGCAUACGUGUCAAUGGUGUUGCACCUGGGCCCAUAUGGACUCCAUUGAUACCAGCAUCCUUUGAUGAAGAGGAGACUGCCAAGUUCGGAUUCAACGUGCCAAUGAAAAGAGCUGGCCAGCCUAUCGAGGUUGCACCAUGCUAUGUGUUCCUUGCAUGUAACCACUGCUCCUCCUACAUAAGCGGCCAAGUCCUCCAUCCAAACGGUGGUGUUAUAGUGAAUGCUUGAUAUGGCCAUAUGGGGUUAAGCCAAGCUCUUUGCUUUUAGUGUUUUUUAUU
Durio zibethinus is the source of this 1153-nucleotide messenger RNA. RefSeq names its product NAD(P)-binding Rossmann-fold superfamily protein. The record is from RefSeq and is a predicted model, not a curated record. Gene Ontology annotation, molecular function: oxidoreductase activity. Lineage: Eukaryota; Viridiplantae; Streptophyta; Magnoliopsida; Malvales; Malvaceae.